UUUUAUUUUCAACAAUGAAAUUACCGUAAUAUAAAAAAUAAAGUAAUAAAAUUACACAAAAUUGUAUGUGACAGUAUGGAUUACGUUGGAGUUGCAAAACACAGGAAUUGUUUAUGAAGAGAAAAAGUACUGAGAAAUACAUUUAUUUGUGAGUUCAGCAGUGUUGAACACCAGAAACUUGUUAGGUGUCAACUGUCAUGAUCUUGAAUUCAAGAAAUUUUUUGGAUUUGGAUGGGUUACUUGUUUAUAUCGCUAUCAUACAUAUUUUAUCAGUGUUUUCUACAAGUACACCGUAUCACAGCAUAAAAAGUGAAUGGUUAAGAAAACGGAUUCAUACCUAAAUUAUAAACAAAUAUAAGUAAUAAUUUUAAUGAAAUCUGAAUAGAAUAGAAUCAAUACGUUACAAUCGUUCCAAUGGAUAUGGAAGAUGGAUUUGACGAGUUAUUAGCCGAAAUUGAAGAACCAAUAUCGCCAAAGAAACCAAAAAUUGAAUCUGAACAGGACCGAGUUCCACAGCCUGGUACUUCUAAUGAAACCAUAAGUAAGCCAUCUACUUCAAAGACACAUUGUGUUUUAGUGAAUCAGAGACAGAGAGGAAAUCCACUCUUAAAGUUCAUUACCAGUGUGCCAUGGGAGUAUGAUGAUAUAGUACCAGAUUACGAAGUUGGCAAAACUAUAUGUCUGCUAUUCCUUUCGUUGCGAUAUCAUAAUCUGAAUCCUGACUACAUAAAUAACAGGCUGAAAGAACUGGGAAAGAAAUAUGACCUAAGAGUUUUGUUAGUUCAGGUAGAUUUAAAAGAUCCACACACUCCAUUGAAGAAUUUAACGAGAAUAUGCCUAUUAACAGAUUUGACUUUAAUGCUGGCAUGGAGCCCAGAGGAGGCUGCGAAAAUAGUUGAGAACUACAAAAUAUACGAAAACAAACCACCGGAUAGGAUCAUGGAGAAAAUUGAAAAUGAUCCACAUCAGAAGAUCAUAAACGCCUUGUCAUCAAUAAAGCCUGUGAAUAAAACCGACGCAAUGACUCUCAUAACCACAUUCGGCACUUUGGAGAACAUCAUAAAGGCGUCCGAGUCGCGACUGGCUGAAUGUCCGGGUUUUGGUGCCACGAAGGCAAAAAAACUCUAUAAAGCACUUCAUGAACCUUUCCUAAAACGAAGUAAUGCAAGCAAGGAGAACACUACAGAAGUUUUUGAAGGUGAUCUAAAUGUGGAAGAACUGGAGAAAGUAGAAAAUGCAUUGGAAAAAGAAAUCCAGAAUCAAUGAUUUUUUUAUAAUCAUAAUAUUUUAUACGUUAUUUUAUUUAUUUAUACUAGGAAUUUAGCCUUAGUAUUGUUAUGUUUUAUAAAAGAUCCAUUAAAAAAUAAUAAGUAAUGUU
Manduca sexta (tobacco hornworm) is the source of this 1378-nucleotide messenger RNA. It is a transcript of the gene Ercc1, whose product is annotated as DNA excision repair protein ERCC-1. Bases 415 to 1266 code for a protein of 283 amino acids. Gene Ontology annotation, cellular component: nucleotide-excision repair factor 1 complex; ERCC4-ERCC1 complex; nucleus. Gene Ontology annotation, biological process: meiotic mismatch repair; nucleotide-excision repair; UV-damage excision repair. Gene Ontology annotation, molecular function: single-stranded DNA binding; damaged DNA binding. Lineage: Eukaryota; Metazoa; Arthropoda; Insecta; Lepidoptera; Sphingidae. The record is from RefSeq and is a predicted model, not a curated record. The transcript has 5 exons.